UAAGGUAGAGCUAAAAGACUUGAACAACUACUACCGUACUAGUUGUGUGGUUUUGGUACAGUUGGUAGGUUGUACGUCGUUUGGUUUUAUAUUAACCAAUUCCCGCUGAAGGCAGCACUUUUCCAGGGAACAGUGAGAGUUAGUAGCGGUAAUUUUAGCUAAUCUCUGUUGUUAAUGGUGUCAGUUUAAUGGUUAAUUAACUAUGAACUUGUUUUAGGUAAGAUAUCCUGCUUUUAUCUGCGGACAUAUGGUAUAACAGACUGUAUUUGUCAAAGUAAAACCAGGGAACAAUAGUUUAAAAACGUUUUUUUUUUUUUUUUAUAACUUUCCUAAAAUGCCUGCGGAAAUUAAACAGAGAAAAAAGACGAAGUCUCAAAAGCAAACCGAUGAAAUAACGCAAAAUUCCCCAGCAAACGGUAAAGAUGAAGCGCAAAAAGCGAAAACGGAAGACGGCGAGAACAGAGGAGCAAAUAAAACGCCAUCAGGUCCGGACAUUAAACUGUUGAUGUGUUUAUUCUCGCUUUUAGCGUGCGGGGUUCUCAGCUGGGUGGUGCUGCGACAAACUGAGAGGUUUUCUCUAAUGGAAGAAAAGUUCAGGGUUCUACACGGGAAAACCUCCAGCCUUUUGGACAUGGAGGAAGAGAUUGUUAAAGUUUCCAAGAAGCUCGCUGCAUCUGAGGAUGACCUUCAGGAGGCGCUCGCCACUGUUUCCACGGCAACCAGACUCCAGCAGGACAUCACCACUCUCCACGGCUUUAUCAUGGCGAUGCAAGCCGACGAGAACUCGGCCUCCCGCGACCUGCAGGCGGUCAACGCCCACUUCCUCAACGUGACGGAGACGUGGCAGGAGCGGCUGGCCGCCAUAACCUCGGACCUGGAAGUCAUAAAGGCCGAGUCCCGAGAGGCCCACGCCGGGGCCACGGAGCAGGUAAACGAGGCUGAGCAGAGGGCCGAGACACUGGCGAAAAGGCUGGAAGAGCUGGAGGACAGCACAAAGAGGAACGCCCGGGUUCUGGAGCGGACAGAAGAGGACGACGCCAAGCGGGCGCAGGAUCAGCUGGACUGGAACACCAAACAGAUCCAUAAGCUGCAGGAGCAGAUCAACGGCCUGACCAAGAAAGAGGCAGAGCUGAGCUCUGAGCUCCAGGAGUACAUCCCGCGGGCACAGCAGUGCGAGGAGCACCUUCCACAGGUGGAGGAGGCCGUGCGCUCCAUCCUGAAGCUGAGCAGUGAUCUAAGCGAGGCAGAGAAGAGGUUGGAGGAGGUGACGCUGCAGGUGUUUGGGACCGAAGAUAGCAUGCUGAAAGCCCUGAGUGAGAUCCUGGAGAUCAGACAGGAGCUGGACACACUGCAGGCACAAAACAGCAUUCUGAGGAUGAAGAAUGAGCUGUCUGUAGUUAAGGAGGCGGUCCGUGAACUCACCAUGGUGCUGAGGGGAAACAGGGAUGAGACCCAAACGGACUCUGGCACUUUGGAAGAUGAGGAAUGGAAAGAUGAAGAUGAGGAACCGUGGCUGGAAGAUGAGCUAAACGAACAGUCUGAACCUCCUCAGAUUGCCAGGGUCUUUUCUUAAUGUCUUCUCUUGUAGGUUUAUAGUUAGGUCAAAGGUUGCAUUUGCUGUUUUACCUCAGAAAAAGAAGCACAGAUGUCAGAAGUCAUAGUGUUACUGUACUCUUCCUACUCCUUUGCACUGUUUGAUAUCAGUAAUACUGAUGUCAAGGACAUCAUUGUCAUCUUAUUUCCUGUUUAUUUACAAACACUGAAAACAUGAAAAGCAUUUUUCUUUGAGCUGACUCAAUAAAACAACUUUUUUUUAAAAG
Messenger RNA from Girardinichthys multiradiatus, 1820 nucleotides. RefSeq names its product IKBKB interacting protein. The record is from RefSeq and is a predicted model, not a curated record. The coding region runs from base 335 to 1573 and encodes 412 amino acids. NCBI's taxonomy places the organism in Eukaryota, Metazoa, Chordata, Actinopteri, Cyprinodontiformes, Goodeidae. The transcript is spliced from 3 exons.